AUGGCGACGUCAGCAUGGAGCUCCCAUAUUUCCUCUCUUUCGCUGGUCGUAGUCCUGUUACUGUGGCCGUCUUCGUUCCCGACCGUCGCCGCCCGGGUUGACGAGGAUAUCUGCGCCGUCCCACUGGUCAAGAGGGAGAACAGGAAGACCAUCGCCUCGUCUGAUUACGGAACCAUCUCCGCCGUCGACGUCGAUGAUAGAUACGGGGGGUCGUACCACCUCCAGUUCUUCACCUUGGAGCCCCAGUCUCUUCUCAUUCCUCUUCAUCUCCACGUGGACAUGGUUUUCUAUGUGCAUUCAGGUGAGCUCCUCCGACGUGACGAUCCUGGUGUGCAUGUUCCAUGCGUAAUCUAGCAGACCAGAAGGAAACAUUGGACGAGUAUUCAUAUAAGCGGAUAAACGAACUUUCCUUUCUCUGUGCAUAUGUCUUCCAGGUAGGGGGACCGUCAGCUGGGUUAGCGACGGCGAGACAAUCGAUUUGGAGGUCAAAAGAGGCGACAUCUACAGAAUCGGCUCCGGCUCCGUCUUCUACGUGCGAAGCCAUCCAGACCCACUGAGGCAGAAGCUCAGAAUCCAUGCCAUUUUCACCACCUCAACGUCUGAGGCAUCACCUGUAAGUUAUUCAAACCCCCUCCCGUCUUCCCUUCUAGAUUUGGCGUGCUUUGUUUCUUGUAAGGGAAUCCUUAGCUGACGAUCGACGUCGACGCAGGAGGCGCUCGUGGGGGCGUACUCGAACUUGGCCGACCUGGUCCGAGGCUUUGAUGAAGGAGUCCUGAGGAUGGGUUUCAGGGUGAGUAUUAAAAUCCCGAAGCCUCCUCUUCUUGAGCUGGAACUCGGUCAUGGAGGAUGUGGUCUCAUCGCUCUUCUCUUCCACUCUUGAAAAGGUGUCUGAGGAAGUGAUAUCAGGGCUCAAAAGUGCGGAGAGGCCGCUGUCCAUCGUGCCAUUCACCGCAGGGAACGAGACAGACGGCGCCGGGUGGAAGGAAGGGAUCUUCGAGGCGCUCAUGGGAGUUGGCCGCCCCUUGGGGAGCGACAACGGCAAGAAGAAGAAGGAGAAGACAAAGGGGAAAGCGUUCAACAUUCUAGACGUCGAACCGGAUGUCCAGAACUGUAAUGGCCAGAGCAUUGCCGUGACCGACAAGGAGUUCCACGCAUUGAAGGGAUCGGACGUUGGGGUGUUCAUGGUAAACUUGACCAAGGUAAUCUCAUGAAUUUUUUUUCUGAUAACUAAUGCAAAUAGCUAUUUUUACGUAUGAUACUUGACAUGUCCGAUUGGCUUGUUAUAUAUUAAAGGAUAUGUUUUCUUCCGGUUUUUUCCUUCUAAUUUUUUAGGGUUCUAUGAUGGGACCCCAUUGGAAUCCCCGGGCGACGGAGAUUGCCAUAGUGACGCAUGGAGAAGGGAUGGUGCAAGUCGUUCUUCCUAGGGUUGCUUCUUCAGGGGAAAGAACUCGUGAAUGCCUAAGUUGGAGAUUCAGGGUGAGAGAGGGGGAUGUGUUCUUGGUGUCGAGGUACCACGCCAUGGCCCAGAUGUCGUUCAACAAUGGCUCCCUCUCGUUCGUCGGAUUCAGUACCAAGGUAAGGAAGAAUCGCCCACAGUUCCUGGCAGGGAAGAGGUCUGUUCUUCAAACCCUGGACAGAGAUAUUCUAGCCCUGUCCCUGGGAGUUUCCAACACGACUGUUGAUAAGUUGCUGGCGCCUCAAGGAGAAGCAAUCAUGCUCGACUGUACGUCCUGUGCCGAGCAGGAAUGGGAGAGAAUGGCGGAGGACAUAGAGAAGCAAAGAAGGAGAGAGGAAGAGGAAGCGAGACGAAAAGAGGAAGAAGAGGCGAGGAGGAGGGAGGAAGAGGAAGCUGAGGUCAGGAAGAGGGAGGAGGAAGAGGAAGAGAGGAGACGGGAAGAGGAAGAGGAAGAGGAAGCAGAGGCCAGGAAGAGGGAGGAGGAAGAGGAAGCGAGGAGAAGGGAAGAGGAAGAGGAGGCUGAGGCCAGGAAGAGGGAGGAGGAAGAGGAAGCAGAGACCAGGAAGAGGGAGGAGCAGGAAUCGAGGAGAAGGGAGGAGGAAGAAGAAGGACCAAGGCGAGAAGAAGAGCAGAUGGAGGAAGAGCCAAGGAGGAAAAGAGAAGAGGAAGAAACUGAAAGAUGGGAGGAAGAGCAGAGAAGGCGUCAACAGGAGGAAGAUGGGGAGACCUUCGCGUUGAGGAAGGUUGCCUGA
Molecule: messenger RNA, 2208 nt
Organism: Spirodela intermedia
Lineage: Eukaryota; Viridiplantae; Streptophyta; Magnoliopsida; Alismatales; Araceae
Source: the annotation of a GenBank genome assembly